Molecule: messenger RNA, 1687 nt
Organism: Chenopodium quinoa (quinoa)
Lineage: Eukaryota; Viridiplantae; Streptophyta; Magnoliopsida; Caryophyllales; Amaranthaceae
Product: kinesin-like protein KIF15-B
Exons: 8
Coding region: 1021-1665 (214 amino acids)
Source: RefSeq, a predicted model, not a curated record
UUAAGGUUAGAUUAGAACGUACAUUAUUGACAUGUUUACUAAGUGUGAUUGUGUGUUAAUUAUUUUAAAACGGGGAGAAUAAUAGACGAUGUCUAAAAAGAGAGACUCCUAGGUUUUGUCACAGAUGAACACCCAUGUGGCAUAUGUCCUCAAGUCAAUCAAAUGGCUUUGUGCUGAAUUGUUUUAUGCUCAACAUCUGCCCCUUCCAAUUGACUCGUAUGCAAAACUCAUUUCCCCUUAUUAAUUAAACUACUGUAUCUCAUAUCAAUGAAUGGGUGCUUCCUUCAAUCCUAAUAACCUGGAGGUGGGCAUUUGAGGUAUUUGCUACACUUCUUGUAUGGAGUGGGAAGAGGGUUUCCUGCUGAAGUCCACUGUCAAAGAUGCAAGCUUUUGCUAAAUCUCUUGGCUGCAGCAUUGACAAGAUCAAAACAAUGGAGGGAUCUGACUAUCUUUCAGAUUCAAUAUUACUAACAUGUCAUCUGUUUGCACGGAUUUCAUUCCAAUGAUUGAGAUGAAGAACAUUCCGUCUCUCCCAAGAGAGAUGGUGGAGCAUGCUCGUCUCCUGACACAGAAAGCCAGACAUGUGCAUGGAGGAAGUGAAGUGUUGUGGAAUUUGGCAACCAACCCCUAUCCUAGUAAUACUAUCUCUAGCGUGGGCAAUCUAAUUAACUUGUUAUUUGAAUCUCUUUUGUUUAUGUGUAAUGUCUAACGGGCUACUUAAUUUUCUAAGUUCUUAUUGUCCUGAUACAGUGAUACCGUUUUAUAUUAGCCUCCUUUAUAGCGUCUAAUUAAUCUAUUCUACUUUAUUAACCAUAAGCAAAAGAAUCAUAGCUUUCUACUUAAGGAAAGAAGUCUUAAUGAAGGGGAAAAACAUGUAGUCAACGGGAAAUAUCCUUAGUUCUAGUUUAAUUCAAAGUUCAAACAUUACGUAAAAAGGAUAUACUACGUAAAUAGCAUUCAAAACGAUAAAAGAAGCGCCAAACACAAAUCCAGUGGAAGCAAAGAAGCAAGCUCGCAACAAUGGCGGCAACUGAUUCUCAGAAACAACUGCUUACUUUGAUUCGCGAUUUUGCUGCUGAGAAAUCUCAUGGAGAGAGAAGAGUCUUCAGCUUGAAGAAGCGUAUCGAGGAGCUUGAAUCAGAGCUGAAUUCAGCAAAUGCAGAGCUUGAAAAUGGAAAGAGAUUCAAGCAAACAGCCGAUCAAGAGCUCAAAGGUUUCGAGGUCGAAUUUUCGAUGAAUGAAGCUUCAAAGCAAACCCUAGAGGCAAGAAUUGUUUCGAUUCAGGAUGAAAUUUCGAAAGUAGGAUCUGAUGUUGAUGUUCUUAAGAAUGAAGAAGCAGCACUUAGAGAUGAAUUUAUCGGUCAAAUGCUCAACUUCAAGACUGAGAUAAGAAAAUUUCAGGAUUUAUCCUGUCCCAAAAAGCAGCAAACUAGUUGCCCGAGAACUUCAUCAGACAGUGGAGAUGCAGAAGUGAUUAAUCUUGAGACUAAGGUCUCUUUCAUGGUUGCUCAGACUGCAACAGAAAAUGAAGAACGUGAAAGGGAACAGAAUCUACAUAAGCAGCUGCAGCAAGAUGUGGUUGACUUAAGAAAGAGACUGGAGCUGAUUGAGACAAUUAUGAAGGACAUCAAGGAGUUACAGAACUUAACAAAAUAUCCUUAUUGACUGUAUUAUUUCCAUGUUAUUU